UGGUGGAAACGCGCGGCCGAGCGAGCCAACCGUCAGUGGUGCGCGCGGAUCGGUCGCGUGUGGUGGCGGCACGUGGUGACUUACAAGUGUGCUUAUCGUGGCACAUCGUGAGCGCGUCGGGUGCGCGUGUCGUGAAUAAAGCGAGCGAGCGAGAAAAGGACAGCGAUGGCAUCGAGUCACGACGUCGGCAUCGGUGACUUCGUGCUGUUGGACGAGAUCACCGUGGAUCGCGUGGUGGAGAACCUGAAAACGAGAUUUAACGGGGGAAAGAUCUACACGUACAUUGGUGAAGUCUGCGUGAGCGUAAAUCCUUACAGAAGCAUCAACAUUUACGAUGCGGAUCACAUUAAUCAAUAUAAGGGGAGAGAAUUGUUCGAGAAUCCACCGCACAUUUACGCGAUCGCGGAUGCGGUGCACAAGGAGAUGAAACAACAGGGCAGGGACACCUGCAUAGUUAUAAGCGGCGAAUCUGGUUCUGGUAAAACGGAAGCUAGCAAGAUCAUCAUGAAAUAUAUCGCCGCCGUAACCAAUCUGAGCGGCCAGCAGGAAAUCGAGAGAGUGAAGAACAUUCUCAUCCAAUCGAACUCGAUACUGGAAGCGUUCGGCAAUGCCAAGACAAACAGAAAUGACAACUCGUCGCGUUUCGGAAAGUACAUGGACAUCAAUUUUGAUUUCAAGGGAGAUCCCAUUGGCGGCCAUGUAACUAAUUACCUCCUCGAGAAAUCACGGGUGGUCUAUCAGCAGAAGGGAGAACGCAACUUUCACUGCUUCUAUCAGCUGCUGAAUGGCUGCACCGAGGCCGAGUUGAACAAGCUGCGUUUAGUUCGCGACCCGGCUGCUUAUUACUUCAUUGGUAAUGGAAACAACAAGACGAUCACCUCCGACAGAAGCGACUACAAAACUGUUUGCACUGCCAUGUCCACUCUCGGGUUUGCCACAAAUGAAACGCAAACUAUAUGGAAUAUCGUCGCUGGUAUCUUAAAUUUGGGUAACAUUACCUUUAGGCUGGAUGAUGACAAACUUGUAAUCGGGAAUAAUAGUGCUUUAAAUGACACCGCUAAAUUGUUGUCUAUCAGUCCGAGAGAUCUGAACACUGCUCUCUCGCAAAGAGUCAUAGCGGCAGGUGGAGAAGUUAUGCAGAAAACUCAUACUUUGAUAGAAGCUGAAUAUGGUCGAGAUGCAUUAGCGAAGGCGAUAUAUGAGCGAUUGUUCUCGUGGAUAGUGUCGCGCGUCAAUGGAUCAAUCAAUGUAAAUGACAGUGAUGACAUGAAAAGAUACGGAACGUUAAUCGGCGUGCUCGAUAUUUAUGGCUUCGAAAUCUUUGACAGGAACAGUUUCGAGCAAUUUUGCAUCAAUUAUUGUAACGAAAAGCUACAACAGCUUUUUAUCGAGUUGGUUUUGAAACAAGAACAAGAAGAAUAUCAGAGGGAAGGGAUAGCUUGGCAGAAUAUUGAAUACUUUAACAAUCAAAUCAUUUGCGAAUUAGUCGAGCAAGCUCAUAAGGGAAUUAUAGCGAUCAUGGAUGAAGCUUGCCUCAACGUUGGGAAGGUUACCGAUGAGAUGCUUCUUGACGCAUUGGACAAGAAAUUAGUGAACCAUAAACACUAUAGCUCUCGACAGUUAAAGCCGAUGGACAAAGAAUUGGAACACAGAAUACAAUUUAAAAUCAAACAUUAUGCUGGCGAUGUGAUUUACAAUAUUAAUGGCUUCCUCGACAAGAAUAAAGAUACGCUCUUCCAAGAUUUCAAACGUCUGCUCUAUCAGAGCAAUAAUUCCGUAAUUAGUAAAAUGUGGCCUGAGGGUGCUCAGAAUAUUUUGCAGACGACGAAGAGACCUUUAACUGCUGGUACAUUGUUUCGCAACUCUAUGAUCGCAUUGGUAAAAAAUCUAGCGAGUAAGGAACCGUUUUAUGUUCGUUGCAUAAAACCCAAUGAAGUAAAGUCUCCAGUCGUGUUCGAUAAUGAGAGAGUAAACCAUCAAGUGAGAUAUUUGGGACUUGUAGAGAACAUAUUAGUCAGACGAGCUGGUUUUGUAUACAGACAGCGAUAUGACAGAUUUCUAAAAAGAUACAAAAUGAUAUCGCAAUACACAUGGCCGAAUUUCCGAGGUUACAGUGAUAAGGAUGGCGUACGCACAUUAAUGGAUGAGAAAGGUUUCUCGAACGAUGUUAAAUAUGGUCACACGAAAAUAUUCAUUCGCUCGCCACAGACUUUAUUUGCAUUAGAAAAGAUGCGUAGUGACUUAAUACCAGGCAUCGUGGUUCUCUUGCAAAAACAAUGGCGGGGAUAUCUUUGUCGUCAAAAAUACAAAAAAAUGAAGGCCGCGUUAGUGCUAAUGGAGCAUUACAAGAAAUACAAACAACGCAUUUAUAUCAAACAACUCGAACGGACAUUUAAAGGCGUUAAGAAUCUGCGAAAUUACGGCAAGACCUUACCAUGGCCGCGCGAAAACUUCGCGGUGAGACAUGUAGUGCCUGCAUUGAAGAAUAUGUAUGCGAGAUGGUGGGCGUGGAUGAUACUUCGAGCGAUUCCUCGAGAAGAUUGGCCGCAACUUCGGCUGAAGAUGGCAGCGGGCGCUGUGUUGCGCUCGAAGAGAUCUUAUUGGGGCCAAGACCGUCGAUGGGAAGGAAACUAUUUGUCCAAGCCAGACGAGAAUCCUCAAAGCGACAUUUUCAAUUCAUCAAUAAAUAAUCUACGGAACACCGACCAUUUCAAGACUGUCUUAUUCAGCGCAUUUAUUAGAAAGACCAACAGGUUUAACAAGCCAGCGGAUCGCGUUUUGGUGGUAACGGAGCACACUGUAUAUAAACUCGACGGCGUCAAGUUCAAGAAUAUGAAAAAAGGCAUGCCAAUAGCGGAAAUUACCGGCCUAAGUGUUUCGCCUGGAAAGGAUCAGCUUAUCACGAUUCACUCAAAUCGCGGAAACGAUUUCAUUCUAUCGAUCAUCGCUAAAGAUGAUAGAAUCGGAGAGUUGGUUGGCAUACUAAGCAACCGAUACUAUCAGCUGCGUGGCGCCGACUUACACGUCACAGUAGACGUGAGAUUCAAGUGCAUGCUUGGCAACAAGAGUAGAUUGCUGCACAUCGAAGUGAUGCCCGACGUGAUUGAACCUACAUUCAAAAAGGACGGUAAUCAAAUUAUCUAUGCCAUUCCACCGUCGGUGGCCAUCAUUGCCGGUGGUACUAAUACAAGACAAUAGUGGUAAUUAAGUGAAGUCUUACAAUUUUACUUGAGAGAUUGUAUCAUAAAAAAUAUAUUGAAUAUAUAUUUUUUAAUAAUGUACCAUUGUCAAAUGUGCUGGUUGUCUCAUGGAAAGUCAUUUAUUUAUUCUGUGAGACAAAUAUCGAGCACUUAGAAUUCGUAUUUUCUGAAUCGAUCGUUUCGCAUAUAUUUUUCAUGCAAUAUUUAAUCAUGUUGUGACAAGCGUCAAUGAAUUUUAUUAGAACAAAAGUUCGAUCAGUGUCUAUACCUAUUGCGUAAUCAAACGUUCAAAUUAAGUGUAUUACUUCUCGUUAAUAUAUAACAUAUUAUUAUUAUAUAUUAUUAUAGAUAUAUUGACAUAUAUUACUGCAGACGGUCGGAAAUUUGAAUGCAGGUUUCUUUUUGCGAAAAGAAUAUUUUAAAAAUAAUAAAAUUAAUUUUUAAUUUUCCAAUGUAACAAUGUUAUAAUAUUAUGCAAUAUUGUAACUUUUAACUUUUAUGGCAUCUUCUGAAGUAUUUAUCAUAUUUAUUCUAUAUUUGAAUGAAAAACCACUUUUAACAUAUUUUGAAGAGUAAACAUUAAGAAGUUUGAAAGCUUAUAAACUCUGUGUCUGCGUAAUACAUAUUUAAGUCAAAAAUAUGUAAAAAGUAAAGAUUGUAACAAGUACAAGUUAAUUACGUAUACAUAAUGUGUACAAGUCACUUGCGUGAUGCAAAACGUACUAGAAAUUUGAUAAAUUUUUUUCGUACGCCAGUACACAACACCGGGAUAUAUGAGGGUAGUUCCAGAAGAACUCGACGUAUAGAUAACGGUUGUUGUUUAAAAAAAAUUACUAUAGUAGAAAGUACUAACCUUAUAAAGCUUAAGUGUGAAGUUUGAAGACGCUACGUUAUUUAGUAUUUGUUUGACAGCCAUCAAUAGUGAACUCUUUUAGUGAAUUUGGGAACAUGGAAAAAAUUGAUCAUCGUUAUAUGAUGCAAUAUUUUCACUUGAAAGGUCUCAGUUCAAUCAAUAUCAAAGCCGAGCUAGAUUCUACUCUGGAGGAGUCUGCUCCUUCGUUUACAACAGUAAAAUAUUGGGUGGUAGAGAGUUUAAACGAGGCCGUGUGAGCUGCCAAGACGAACAUCGCAGUGGUCGACCAAAUGAGGUGACCACGCCAGAAAUGGUGAAGAAAAUCCAUAAAAUGAUAUUGGAUGAGAAAUAAAGAUAUUUUUUCCUAAAUUUUUUGUUUUCUUUGUUAGGUCGGGUAUUUCUUGGACUACCCUCGUAUAUUGGCCGAUAUAUUGCAUACGACGCAUUUCUUUGUAAAUACUCUAUAAUGUAUUAUAAAUAUUAUUAGAAUAUAAUAUGCGAUAUGUGUGUGUGUGUGUGUGUGUGUGUGUGAAUGAGAUAUAAAAUUCACAAGAGUGAACACUGAGGUAUAACAGAGCGAAUAAUUUAUAUGAGGUAACUUAAAUGUUAUUCAUGGAAAGUCAUCGAGUCUUUCUCUAUUUUUCCCAGUGGAAAAUGAUGCUACCGACGUGUUACAGUGAUUAUACAGUUUCUCAUUAACCGCAAUGUGCAGUAAGCUUGUGGCCUUCUACUUACUACCAAAUAGAAAUAUUUUUUAAAGAAUUUUUACAUAGAUUUACAUACGUUUAAAUAUACAAAAUAUGACAAAACAGAAUAUACUAUAUAAAUGACGAAACAAGUUAUAAAACAAAAAAUAUAUGUACACCUCUAGUGCCUGCUAAUUUGACACAAAAUGCAACGAAAGUUAAAUGAGUCCUUUUUGAGAGAAAGUUUUGAAUCUUUCCGUGUACUUAGAUUUAGAAAGACUGUAUAGAAAUAUAUAUACGCGUACGAUCAAGCUUAAUCAAAAUAUUAUAUUAUUUUAUAAUUAUUUCAACGUUAAUUUGAUUAACAUGUGAAAGAAUUCUUGUUAAACAUUGCCAUAGGAUCCUUUAAUCCGGUACUUAUGCAUUUAUGAAUCAUUAAUUAAAAAUGAUAAAUAGUUUGCUUUGAAUUUAUACAUACAUAUUCAUAAAAAAAUACUGUUUCCAUUGUAAUCAUGAACUGCUUUAAAACACAUUCAGAAAUGUGCCAUUGUUAGAAAAUAAAGAAAAAGUUUCAUUUUA
Messenger RNA from Monomorium pharaonis (pharaoh ant), 5318 nucleotides. It is a transcript of the gene Myo31DF, whose product is annotated as unconventional myosin ID. Gene Ontology annotation, cellular component: plasma membrane; vesicle; cytoplasm. Gene Ontology annotation, molecular function: actin filament binding; microfilament motor activity; ATP binding. The record is from RefSeq and is a predicted model, not a curated record. Lineage: Eukaryota; Metazoa; Arthropoda; Insecta; Hymenoptera; Formicidae. Gene Ontology annotation, biological process: vesicle transport along actin filament; actin filament organization. The coding region runs from base 166 to 3198 and encodes 1010 amino acids. The transcript is spliced from 15 exons.